Molecule: messenger RNA, 733 nt
Organism: Cokeromyces recurvatus
Lineage: Eukaryota; Fungi; Mucoromycota; Mucoromycetes; Mucorales; Mucoraceae
Exons: 4
Coding region: 13-570 (185 amino acids)
Source: RefSeq, a predicted model, not a curated record
CAGAAGGGGCGCAUGUUUUUAAACAGUAUAUACACGGAUGGAUAUACUUGUAGAAUUUCUUCUGCAAGGAGAGUCCCAGAAGUUCUUGAUGAAGACAAAGUAAAUCUUGAAAUGGCUGAUUUCAACACAAAUGAAGUUGAAGAAUUUUUCCGUACUUGUUUUCUGGAUUCUGGCUGUAAGAAUGCAUAUAUAGUGUAUUAUGGAGAUGAACAGGUUAGGUCUCUGACAGUGAAUGAAUACUAUCACUUUUCUGGGUCUAUAAAUCGAGCAAGAGAACAAAACGCCUUAAAAAUUGGACAAGGCAUAAAAGAUUUGGAGACUCGAAUCCCGACGACUAAAACUUCUUCUGUUGAUUCUUAUAUCAACCAUAUAGUAUAUGUACUGACUCAUUUGGAUCCUUCAGAUAAAUGGAAUAAUUAUUAUGGAAGACAGUGUGCCCUCGAAGAAGCUUCGGAAAAAAAAUAUAAUCGCAAUAGAAGAAAGAAGACUGGUUUCAAUAGAAAGAAAAGGAAGAAGAUGGCUGGGCGAAGAAGUACUAAUAGGCGCAACCCCCCUAUAGAAAUAAGGUAACUAUUCAUAUUUUAGAAGAACUAACCACAAAAGCCACUUUAAUGAAGGGGACACGGCAAAGAUGCCUUUAGUAGUUUUUGGUGAUGGUGUAAAAGGGAGAAGCCAUGUAAAAUAUAGAGGACGAAGAGUUGGCGUUUCGGAUAUUAUCUAUAAGAAUUUGAAA